Molecule: messenger RNA, 1445 nt
Organism: Aspergillus aculeatus ATCC 16872
Lineage: Eukaryota; Fungi; Ascomycota; Eurotiomycetes; Eurotiales; Aspergillaceae
Product: RNA recognition motif domain-containing protein
Exons: 4
Coding region: 225-1238 (337 amino acids)
Biological process (GO): positive regulation of mRNA splicing, via spliceosome
Cellular component (GO): spliceosomal complex
Molecular function (GO): RNA binding
Source: RefSeq, a predicted model, not a curated record
CUCCCUUUCUUCCCUUUUCCCUUUCUUUACUCCCAGUUCUUUUCACGGAUCCCAGAAACAAACUCAUCUUCUGAGUUUCUUCUCUGCCCGUGUGUGAACGCAAUCGUAAUCGGUCGUUGAAUUUUUCAGCUUCCCAUUCCUAAUUCUCAGCGUCGCGCGCGCUCUCCUCGACCCAUUCAACCUCUGUCGAUUUUUCUCCCUAUUUCUUCACGAAAACCAUUAUCAUGGCUACAGAGUACGAUCACGAGAACGGUCGCUACGACGACGAACCUCGCUUCACCCGCGACCGCAGCGCAUCUCCUCGCGAUGAGCCGCGCGGCGACCGCACCCGCAGCCGUUCUCCCAACGGACGCGUCGAUGACCGCCCCCCUGUUGAUACCCGCAAGCCUCCUUUGGAUGACGAUGAAGAAGGCGCCCUCAACACUGGAUCUAACCUCUUCGUCACCGGCAUCCACCCCCGUCUGACCGAGUCGGACAUUUCGCGUCUCUUCGAGAAGUAUGGUGACGUCGAGAACUGCUCGAUCAUGGUCGACCCUCACACCAAGGAGUCUCGUGGCUUCGGCUUCGUCAAGAUGGUCACCGCCGAGCAGGCUGAUGCCGCCAAGGAGGGUCUCCAGGGUGAGGUCAUUGAGGGACGUACCCUGAGCAUCGAGAAGGCUCGUCGUAGCCGUCCCAGAACCCCUACCCCUGGCAAAUACUUCGGUCCCCCCAAGCGUGAAGACUUCCGUGGAGGUCCCCGUGGCCGUGGUGACCGCUAUGAUGACCGCCGUGGUGGUGGCUACGGUGGCAGCUGGCGUCGUGGCGGCGACGAUUACCGCUAUGGCCGCUACGAUUCCUACAGUGACCGCCGUGAGUACGGCGGUGGUCGUGAUUACCGCGACUACGGUCGCCGUGACUACCGUGAUGACUAUGGUUACCGUGGUGGUGGUGGUGGCGGUGGCGGUGGUGGCAUCGACCGUUAUGCCUCGGGCGGUGGUCGUGAGGACCGUUACAGCCGCGAUGAGCGCCGCGGUGGUGAGGAGCGUCGUGGCGGUGGUGGCGGCGGCGGCGGCGGUGGUGGUGGUGAGGAUCGCCGUGGUUACUACGAUCGCGAUGCCAACCCUCCCAGCUAUGGAUCUGCUCCCCCUGCCCGUGAGCCCUACGCCGGUGGUGGUGGUAGCGGUGGUGGUGGUGGCAGCGGCAGCGGUGGUCGCUCCUACGAACCCCGUGGCGGCGAUGACCGUUACAGCACCAGGUAGGUGGACUGAUCAGACAUGGGUGGUUGAAUCGAGGUCAUGCCACGUUCUCCCUCCCAGGCCUAUCUAGGUCUUCUUCCUCAUUUCCUUUCACUCUUUCCCUCUUUACACCUUACCACACCCCUUGUUUCAAGUCACCAUCCCCGGCACUUCCCCCUGUUCUUUGGAAUGCUUCCCCCCUUUUUUCUUUUAAUACCCCUGGAUGAAUGG